Closterium sp. Yama58-4 is the source of this 672-nucleotide messenger RNA. NCBI's taxonomy places the organism in Eukaryota, Viridiplantae, Streptophyta, Zygnematophyceae, Desmidiales, Closteriaceae. The record is from the annotation of a GenBank genome assembly.
AUGGCGGCAGCGACAGCGGCGGCCCCGCGGGCGGGGUUCCCGUCGCAGGAGCUUCUGGACGACCUCUGCAGUCGCUUCGUCUUCAACGUACCAGGGGAGGACCUGCAGUCGUUUGAACGCAUGCUCUUUUCCAUCGAACAGGCGCAUUGGUUCUACGAGGACAAGUGUCGCGAGCGGCACACGCCACCUCUGCGCUCAUUCACCCUCCGCGAUUUCACCAACCUCCUGUUCCAGCGCUGUGUGGCUCUCAAGCCCUAUGCUGCGCGAGUGAAUGACAUCUAUAACGAGUUCACCACCUAUAAGUUCAAAGUGCCUGUUACAGGGGCAAUCAUCCUCGACCAAUCAAUGACUCGGUGCAUACUCGUUAAAGGGUGGCGAGCCUCCGCGAGCUGGGGCUUUCCCAAGGGCAAGAAGGGGCUUAAAGAGACGGAUGCAGAGGCAGCAGUCAGGGAGGUGUGGGAGGAAACUGGAUUUGACAUCUCCUUUCUGGUAAAUUCUUCUGAAUACUUAGAGGUGGUGGCAGGGCAGCAGCAGCAGCGGCAGCGGCUGUUUGUGGUGACGGGGGUUGACUCGCACACGGCAGUGUUUCAACCACAGACAGUGAAAGAAAUCAGCGUGAGUGGCUGGGAUGGGUGGGGCUGUGCAUUAGAACUGAUGUCUGUAGCAGCAUAG